UCCGAAGGUGCUGUAAGAAGCCAUUUCAAUGUUCUUUAACUACUUUAACUGAGUUCUACUCAAAUUCUGCACUCCCAUUGAGAACCCUCUGAUAAACCCUCACAUAAUACUCCAACUUCCCAAGAAAAUAACAACAAUGCUAAACCUUAGUUUAUCUGCAACCCCAGCAGGAGAGGGGCUUUCAAUCCGACACCCCCACAAACUAUCCUCAUAUAAUUCCGGCAUAACCACCUCUACUCUUUUCCCCAGAAGAAAAAAUGCGGUUUUUCUUACCACCCCUCGUCGAGAUCGGUCAAAAAAUAUCUGCUUUAAUGUAAAAGCUCAAUACUUGACACCUCAAGAGCAAAAUCAUCAGCAACAGAGGUUUUCUUCUUAUGAGUCUCCUUUCCCCUCACAGCCAGGGCAAUUGCCACCAAGAGUUUAUGUGGGCUACUCUGUAUAUAAGGGGAAAGCCGCUCUUACUGUGGAGCCACGGCCUCCGGAGUUCUCUCCUUUAGAUUCUGGGGCAUUUAAGCUAUCAAAGGAGGGCUUUGUUUUACUCCAGUUUGCUCCUGCUUCUGGUGUUCGUCAAUAUGAUUGGGGCAGGAAACAGGUAUUCUCACUAUCUGUUACUGAAAUUGGGAACAUAAUCAGCCUUGGGGCAAGAGAUUCUUGUGAAUUUUUUCACGAUCCUUUUAAAGGGAAAAGUGAUGAAGGUAGAGUGAGGAAAGUGUUGAAGGUGGAGCCUUUGCCUGAUGGUUCUGGCCACUUCUUCAAUCUCAGUGUUCAAAACAAGCUCACGAAUGUGGACGAGAGCAUCUAUAUCCCCAUCACAAAGGCAGAGUUUGCUGUUCUUGUUUCAUCAUUUAAUUUCGUUGUACCAUACCUAUUAGGCUGGCAUACUUUUGCAAGCUCCAUAAAACCUGAAGAUGCCAACCGUGCAAACAACACUAAUCCGAGAUCUGGUGCAGAGUUCGAGUGGAGCAGAUAGUACAAAGCUUCACUAUGAGGUUUGCUAGGUUCGGAGAGCCAAAAAUUGGAUGGUUUUAUCGGGACAGCCCCGUUGCUCGUGCAUGUCGUUCUGGCGAACAUUUGAAGUCGUUUUAGCAAGACUAAUUUAUGUUUUUUCUUUUUUUUUUUUUUUAUUUCCUGGUAUUGUGAUUUAUACUAGGUUUUGGGAUUGGUUAAUUAGGAACUUUUGAAUAUGUCAUUUGGAACAACUAUAAAUCAAGGCAUGUGGGAGGAGGGUAGUUAAAUUUGUUAGUCAAGUUUGAAAAGGUAAAUUUGAUUGUUGAAAUUGUCCAAAGUUGGACAGAUCCCAUAUUAAGACCCUUUGUUUCAAGUGAGGUA
Messenger RNA from Sesamum indicum (sesame), 1329 nucleotides. Its product is annotated as single-stranded DNA-binding protein WHY1, chloroplastic. NCBI's taxonomy places the organism in Eukaryota, Viridiplantae, Streptophyta, Magnoliopsida, Lamiales, Pedaliaceae. Gene Ontology annotation, biological process: defense response; regulation of DNA-templated transcription. The record is from RefSeq and is a predicted model, not a curated record. Gene Ontology annotation, molecular function: single-stranded DNA binding.